UUCUCAGUACACAGCACACAAUAGAAUUGGUGAAUUAGAUAGAUCUCAGAGAGAGAGAGAGAGAGAGAGAGAGAUGUCACGGGGGAGAUCUGAUUCAGGAGGAGGUUGUUUGAGACUAUGUUUGGUGUUGUUCGCAGUAGUCUCAGCUUUGGGUGUGUGUGGGCCUGCUCUCUAUUGGAGAUUCAAGAACCGCAUUACUCUUCGCAAUUCCAAUUCCAAUUCCAAUUCUUGUCCUCCAUGCCUCUGUGAUUGUCCUCCUCCUUUGUCCCUCUUCCAAGUAGCUCCUGGGCUGGCCAAUCUCUCUGUCUCAGAUUGUGGAAGUAAUGACCCAGAUCUAAAGGAAGAGAUGGAGAAGCAGUUUGUGGACCUUCUCACGGAGGAGCUUAAGUUGCAAGAGUCUGUUGCUGAAGCACACACUCGGCACAUGAACAUAACUUUGGCUGAGGCAAAAAGAGUGGCAUCUCAGUACCAGAGAGAGGGAGACAAAUGUAUUACUGCAACUGAAACAUGUGAGCAGGCAAGAGAGCGGGCUGAGGCCAUACUCAUCAAGGAGAGAAAGAUUACUUUGGCUUGGGAGCGACGAGCUCGUCAAAUGGGAUGGGAAGGAGAAUAACUGCGUUAAUUUACUAUUUAUAUUCUUUAUUGUCAUAAUCAUCUUUUUAUACAAGCAUGCAAGCAAAAUGCUUGAGUUGUCAACCAAUUUAGGUUAAAAUUGUUCUCAUACUGUGUUUGUAACUGUAUCACCUAUAUGCUAGUAUCAAACAAUUAUUACCCCACAGAUGAUACCAGUGCAUUCGCGUGUACUAUUACCACGACACACUCUCCUUGGCGCUGAAA
Molecule: messenger RNA, 837 nt
Organism: Gastrolobium bilobum
Lineage: Eukaryota; Viridiplantae; Streptophyta; Magnoliopsida; Fabales; Fabaceae
Exons: 3
Coding region: 74-613 (179 amino acids)
Source: RefSeq, a predicted model, not a curated record